CUCAAGUCUUGUCUGAAUCUUGUCAGAUGAUUAACCGAUUUUCCAGUUUUUUGUCAUAACUUCGCACAAACAAAUAUUUGCUCGUAAAACUUAAACACGAUGGGGGAAAAUUCGCAAUUAAUAUGGUGUUAUGUGUUUUUAAUCGGAGUUUUAAAUGUCCUAGGAGCGGAAUGGAACACAAACGAUUACAUGAAACGAGAGCAUUCUCUCGUGAGACCUUACCAAGGAUCAGGUAUGACGAUGCCUUACUGGGAUUUUAUGGGUAGCACCAUAGUCACGAAUAAUUAUAUCAGGUUAACACCUGAUCUGCAAAGUAAGCAAGGGGCGAUCUGGAAUUCAAUCCCAGUUAACGUGAGGAACUGGGAACUUCAGGUGCACUUCAAAGUUCACGGAAAAGGUAGAGAAUUAUUUGGCGAUGGACUUGCAAUUUGGUACGCAAAAGAUAGAAUGCAAGAAGGUCCUGUCUUCGGAAACAAGGACUUCUUCCAAGGCUUGGGGAUUAUCCUCGACACUUACAGCAAUCAUAAUGGCCCGCAUAAUCAUCAACAUCCCUACAUAUCAGCGAUGAUUAACAACGGAACUCUUCAUUACGACCAUGACAGAGACGGAACUCACACACAACUCGCAGGCUGUGAAGCGAAAUUCAGGAACCUUGAACAAGAUACCCUCAUUGCUGUGCGGUAUGAAAGAGAUACCUUGACAGUAUCAACUAUUAUGGGAACCGAUGAUAAAUGGAAGGAGUGCCUCUCUGUGAAAGGAAUAAAGUUGCCAACGGGUUACUAUUUUGGAAUGUCAGCGACCACAGGCGAUCUUUCCGAUAAUCAUGAUAUAUUAUCGGUUCGCAUGUUUGAAAUAGAUUUGCCAAAUGAGCCUAAGGAUAACGAAGAUAGGGCGAGCAUACUUCCCUCAGCAACGUUUUUCGAAGCUCCAAGAGAACACGUAGAGGAUCCAAAGCCAGCACCGGCGAGUGGAAUCAAGACCUUCUUCGCGAUGCUCCUUUGUGCCUUGGUCAUAAUCGUCUUUGUCAUUAUAGCGAUAAUGGUAUACCAAAAACGAGCAGAACAGAGUAGAAAGCGACUGUAUUAGCAUAUUUCAAUCCCAAAGUGAAACGCUUUCCUAGAAGCUAUUCUUCAGACUGCUUCAUCUUCCACCUCGAAAAUGAGACUCUCUUCGAGUUUGCGACGAAUGCUUAGCUAAAAAAGACAAUUUUACACAGUUCCACAGCAAAUAAGUCUGUUUUCGCGCCAGUGAGUCGUUUAUAAAUUAAACAGAGUUGUAGUGGACAUCUUUUUUUGUGCGUAAUAACUACUCUGGUCAUGAAAUAAGUUUAAUGUUAAUAGCAGGGAUUCUUGUAUCCGAAUACCUGUGAAAAUGAAGUGUGAAUUGAUGUCUAAAUAUUCUUUAUUAGUAAGAAGCGAAAGCGAAAACAUAAAUUCGCCCGUGAUCCUGUGAGAAGAGCUCGUUUUGCUACAUCACAAACAAUUUUUAAACAUAGAAGCGGGUACUGAUCAUGUGUUGUUAGUAUUUAUUAUAGAAAUUCCAAAGAUCGAGUGACAAUUCCUCUAUGAUCACCGUGGUGUUCACGAAUUUACAGAAAACAAUAACUAUUUGUAUUUUUCAGUGUCUUUUCUAUCUGCACUCAUUGAACAAGCUGACCAUUUCGCGAGAUCAUCGAUUACAAUUUUUAAGGCCAAUGAAUGUAUACACUUCCAACUUAGGAGAUUGGUUUUAGAGAAAGAUUGGCUAAGUUUUUUACUUGGCCAUGCGUUAUCAAAGAUUAGCACAGAAGGAGAAACUUUAACGAUAUAAAUUUUAUACCUGUACAUAAAAGGAAUGAAUUGAGACUCGACAGAGUCAAAUUAAUCUAGGUUUUCUUUGAAGUGUGACAACUUUUUUAUGUCAAGUUUGAAAGGUGUGGGGAAUUUUCCUUAGCAAAGAUAUUGUUUCAGAGAUGAAUGUCCUAAUUUUAAGAACACGUGUAAUAUAAAAGUUUUAAAGGAGCGAAUAAACAAUUCUCUCAA
This is a messenger RNA of Belonocnema kinseyi, 2021 nucleotides long. Its product is annotated as vesicular integral-membrane protein VIP36. Gene Ontology annotation, biological process: Golgi organization; endoplasmic reticulum to Golgi vesicle-mediated transport; endoplasmic reticulum organization. The record is from RefSeq and is a predicted model, not a curated record. Gene Ontology annotation, molecular function: D-mannose binding. Gene Ontology annotation, cellular component: endoplasmic reticulum-Golgi intermediate compartment; Golgi membrane; endoplasmic reticulum membrane. The transcript is spliced from 7 exons. The coding region runs from base 100 to 1086 and encodes 328 amino acids. NCBI's taxonomy places the organism in Eukaryota, Metazoa, Arthropoda, Insecta, Hymenoptera, Cynipidae.